AUGGACGCUCAGAGAGCUUUGCUCGACGAACUCAUGGGUGCAGCGCGAAAUUUGACGGAGGAAGAGAGAAAGGGGUAUAAGGAAGUUACUUGGGACGACAAGGAAGUGUGUGGAUUCUACAUGGUGCGUUUUUGCCCUCACGAUCUCUUCGUCAACACGCGCAGUGAUCUCGGACCUUGCCCGAGAAUUCACGACCCAAAAUUGAAAGAAAGUUUUGAGAAAUCUCCAAGACAUGACGCAUAUGUACCCAAAUUUGAAGCUGAACUUGCUCAAUUCUGUGAGAAACUGGUGAUGGACUUAGAUAGAAGGGUUAGACGUGGACGAGAACGCCUUGCUCAAGAGGUGGAGCCAGCACCACCACCACCCCUGACAGCUGAAAAAUCUGAGCAGUUAUCUGUUGUGGAGGAGAAAAUAAAGAACCUUCUUGAACAAGUUGAAUCUCUUGGCGAAGCUGGGAAAGUUGAUGAAGCUGAAGCUCUUAUGAGAAAGGUGGAGACACUUAAUGCUGAGAAGACAGCUUUAACACAACCUCAAAAUGAUAAGGUGUUGAUGCUUGGUCAGGAAAAGAAGAUGGCGCUCUGUGAAAUUUGUGGUUCUUUUCUUGUGGCAAAUGAUGCUGCAGAAAGGACACAGUCACAUGUCACAGGAAAGCAACAUGUUGGUUAUGGCAUGGUUCGUGACUUCAUAACUGAGUAUAAGGCUGCUAAGGAGAAAGCUAAUGAUGAGGAAAAAUUAGCUCGAGAAAGAGAGGCUGAAGAGCGGAGGAAACAGAGGGAGAAGGAGUCCGAGAGGAGGAGACGAAGUGAUUCAAGUGAUAGGGAUAGGCACCGUGAUAAAGAUCACAGUAGGGAGCGGGAUAGGUAUAGAGAUAGAGACUCAGAGCGUGAAAGGUCUCGGGAACAUGAUGUUAGAGGUUAUCGAGAUGGGGGGAGAGGGGUGGAUUAUAGGCUGAGGAAUGGAAGAAAUGGAGGUAGAGACAGGUACCGUGAUAGGAGCAGAUCACGUUCCCCUGUUAAGCAUAGCUACAGAAGGUCUUCUUGA
This is a messenger RNA of Sphenostylis stenocarpa, 1041 nucleotides long. NCBI's taxonomy places the organism in Eukaryota, Viridiplantae, Streptophyta, Magnoliopsida, Fabales, Fabaceae. The record is from the annotation of a GenBank genome assembly.